Myzus persicae (green peach aphid) is the source of this 2459-nucleotide messenger RNA. It is a transcript of the gene Eaat2, whose product is annotated as putative sodium-dependent excitatory amino acid transporter glt-6. Gene Ontology annotation, molecular function: glutamate:sodium symporter activity; L-glutamate transmembrane transporter activity; neutral L-amino acid transmembrane transporter activity. The coding region runs from base 435 to 1937 and encodes 500 amino acids. Gene Ontology annotation, cellular component: plasma membrane. The record is from RefSeq and is a predicted model, not a curated record. Lineage: Eukaryota; Metazoa; Arthropoda; Insecta; Hemiptera; Aphididae. The transcript has 12 exons. Gene Ontology annotation, biological process: L-glutamate transmembrane transport.
UCGCACGAUGCAUUAUUAUUAUUGUUGUUAUUACCAUCAUCGUCAUCAUCGCUUAGUCGUCGUUGUCGUCGUGUGUGCGGUUUUGUUCUGCGCGCGUUUCCUCCAGCAGUCGGUCGCGCGUGUUGCACAGAAAUCACGACUCUCGGUGCUUUUUUUUGUCCGCGUGCACCGCGACCACGGUGCCUAAAAUAUCUUCUGGUCGCGUACAAAACCGUAUACCAGCGGUAACCAUCAUCUUAUACCUAUAUAGUAUUAUUUACCGAUUGUGACUUAUACCCAGCUUACCAGCUAUUACCUGCCUUUAUAAAAUUAUUGCACGUAUAGAAGCACCUGUCCGCGAUCACACAGCUGUAGUAUACCGCAGCCUUCUACACUUGCGGAAAAUCAAUCUUUACGAACACUUCGCACUGCAGUGGUUAGGUUAACGCGACGACAUGGAAAGACAACGGGCAGAGUCGACGUUCACCAUCAUUUCAAAGGUCAAGAAUUCGCCCAACGUGAACACAGUGGUGAAAUGGCUAACGUCCAACAAGCUACUCAUAUUCAUUUUGGUAUCGGUCGUAUUCGGAGUAAUCCUGGGAUUGAUAUUAAGACCUCUGAACCUUAGCAGUGAGACUAUUACUCUAAUUUCAUAUCCCGGUGACCUUUUUUUGAGGACUUUAAAGUUGAUGGUGUUACCAUUCAUCAUAUCAUGUUUAAUUAUAGGUGCUGCUAAUUUGGAUAUAAGUAAAAAUGGCAAUGUUGCAGUCCGAACUAUUGUGUAUUUUGUCCUUACAUCCGUUUUUAAUGUCUGCUUGGGGUUAACGCUCGGUCUUCUCGUUCAUCCUGGCAGUCCAGAUUUAAGGUCAACAAAUAUCACGUCAUUUUCAGGACCCAAAAAAAUGAAUGUUAUGGAUGGAUUUUUAGAUAUGGGAAAGAAUUUAUUGCCGGAAAAUUUGUUUCAAGCUACAAUUCAACAAACAUUAACCGAGUAUGAGACCGUCAUGGGUGAAAAUAACACGAAAAUUUUGAAAAAAGUGGUUAAAUACAAGGACGGUACAAACACAUUGGGCAUAAUAUUCUUUUGCCUGAUCUUCGGAACCGUACUGGGCACGAUGGGUGAACGCAAGCGACCCGUUUUGAACUUCUUCACGGUCACCUACGAAGUAAUGCAAAAGAUACUCACCGGAGUGAUUUGGUUUACGCCCAUUGGAGUGGCCAGCGUCAUAUGCGGUAAGAUCAUCACACUGGCACAACUCACCACCACCCUGGUCCAGCUCAGCUUGUUCAUCGCAACAACGGUCGGCGGUUUCCUAUUCUAUCAGCUGAUAGUCAUACAAGUAAUUUAUUUCGUAAUCGUGAAGAAGUCUCCAUGGCCGUACUACGUUUCACUAGGACCCGCUCUCGCGACCGCCUUUGCUACGGCUUCCAAGUCAGCAUCUCUUCCAAUAACAUUCAAAGUGUUGGACGAAAAGUUAAAGAUGAAUCCAAAAAUCACUAAAUUUGUCCUUCCAAUCGGUACGAUCAAUAUGGACGGUUCAGCUCUGUACCUGAGUGUAGCGCUAUUAUUCUUGGCGCAAAUCAAUAAUUUGCAACUAGGAAUUGGAGAAAUUUUCACUAUCGGGUUGGCUUGCACGGCUGCAAGUAUGUCUUCAGCCGCUAUUCCGUCGGCGGCCAUCGUCUUGGUCGUCAUGCUGUGUAGUGUGAUAAACAUACCCACUGAAGACGUAUCUUUGCUGUUUGCCGUCGAUUGGCUAGUGGACAGGUUCAGAACUAUGAACAAUCUAAUCGGAGACUGUUACACGGUGGCCAUUGUUCAGCAUUUGUCCAAAGAGGAAUUAGAACAGGACGACCAGAAAGAAGCCGAAGAAGCGCAUGUCAACGGCACGUUCGUUAUGCAAGAACAAGAGCAAAACGGACAGACAAAUCAUAGUUUUUCUACCAACACACCAGUAUAAAAUAUAUAUUAUUUUCAAUACCUACGACAACUGCGACGUUUUCAGUAUUAUCAUGUAUACGUAUAACGGAGCUGGCUGUUAAAUCGCACGUGCUGCAGACGACAAUUCAUAUAUUAUUAUGACUCGAACGUAUUAUUAUGAUUAUUAUUAUUAGUAUGUAUUAGUAAUUUACUUAUUUUUAUUUUUAUUAUUCCGUGUUCAUAUGUGAGACCAUUUACAAUGCGUACCUAUUAUAUAUUUUUUCAUGAAUGUUUUUUUUAAUAAAGCGCGAUGGUACAACAUACAUUAAUAAAUGAUUUAUACUUUAAAAAUCGGUAAAUCUGGAUGACGAGUAAACUAGAAAAAACUGACAAAAAUUGUAUCAUAUUUUACUAUUUUAACCUUUGUGACCAACGAUUAUGAUAUUAUAUCCUCCCUGGACCAGCUACGCGAACAGGGCCUAUAGUGUAGGCGGUUACAAAAAAUUUAAAUCGUUUUUAAAUACAAGUACCGACAUCUAUCGUGUGUAUCGUAACAAAACAC